UAAACUUCCAGUAACAACUGAAUCAUUAGCCACUUUCAAUCCAGUAUGCAAAUCAGGCAGAGUGUCUUCUCUUGGGCUGUUUUCAUUAUAUCCUGACUCAUUCCUCAGAACAUGGUCAAGACAUAUCUUUUAAGAACAAUACCCAUUCUACAGAAUGAGCCCAGUGUUAAGAUUGCCGGACACAUGAUCUCGAGGGUCCCUUGAGGGCAGAUGAUUAGCUCUUAUUGAAUUAUUGGCUUUCAAUACCAUGUAUCAUGGUAUCUUCUGGAAUAACUGCAAAAUCCAGUGCUUUCCAAAUACCUGCUGUUGUUGGCAAUGAGUUGGAUGAAGAAUUUAAACUGAAUCUUUGAAAGAUAGAUACAUCUACUGACACAAAUGGCACCAGAGAACGCAUGACACUAUCUGAUCAGCUGGAAAAAUAUUACCUUACCACCUUGUACUCUCUUGAAUUCAUCUUUGGUUUCUCUGGAAACGUUGUUGUUGGUUUGAGUUCACUUUUCUACUGGAAGACCUGGAAAAGUGGCAACAUCUACCUGAUCAACUUAAUCCUGUCAGAUUUAUCUUUCCUUUGCACGCUCCCAUGGCUAGUGUCAAGUUAUUCCAAAGGAACAGAUGACAACAUGUGGUGCCAAUUUAACAGAAUUAUCCUGUACUUUAAUUUGUACACAAGCAUCCUUUUCCUGACCUUUAUAAGUAUUGACAGGUAUCUGCUCAUAAAGUAUCCCUUCAAAAAUCACUUUCUGCAGAAGAAGACCACGGCUAUUGUUUUCUCAGUAGCCAUAUGGAUUUGGAUUAUAUUGGAACUGUCUCCUAUAUACUACUUCAUCACCUCUCAGAAUAACAGCAAUGGUAGCCAAUGUUUAGAUUAUGCAAGUUCAGGAGAUGCCCUCCCCAGCCUGAUCUACAGCCUGAUCUUGACAGUCACUGGGUUUAUAAUCCCAUUGUGCAUCAUGUGGGCUUUUUACAUAAAGACUCGUGCUGUCCUUAUAAACCGCAGUUUGCAGUUCACCACUGCUCUACCCCUGGAGAAGCCUCUCAUGCUAAUCAUUACAGCAGUGAGUGUCUUUUCACUUCUCUUUGCUCCCUAUCACAUCAUGCGCAAUGUUCGAAUUGCUUCUCGAGCAUCAUUCUGGAAGCCUUCCAAACGCACAGAGGACCUGAUUAAAGCUGUUUACACAAUAACAAGGCCUAUUGCCUUCUUGAAUAGUGUAAUUAAUCCCUUCUUUUAUUUCUUAAUGGGAGAUCACUUCAGGGAGAUGCUCGUGAUCAAUGUAAGGUAUUUCUUAAAAAGAAUUCUACCUUGCUAUAAAUGAAGUUUCAGUGAAGCCUUUGGACAGAUAUGGAACAAGUCAAAUUGCUAGUUUAUGGGAUACAAGAUACAAUUUUUCCUAAGAAUUUGACAAUUGUCCAAGAACUUGUACUCAAGUAGAUUCUAAAUGUGGACAUCAAAUCCUGUUGUUUUCUUUAAGCAUUUCAUCCAAGCUUGAAGAACUAUGGCACAUGUUUGGAUCUUGUUAGGUGGAUAAAAACCCAAACAGUACCUGAAGCUGAAAGUGACUUUUAUCAGUUUUGUGUGAUGGAUCAGCAAUUUCCUUUUUCAGAAUGGCUUGCACUUGAAUUCCAUUCAAGCUGGACUAUUGUGGUAUGUUGUAUUGCAUGUGGGCUGCCUCUGAAAAGACAGUUAAACUCGUGUAUAAUAUGACUUCCAGAGUUAACUAGAAUGGUGACGUUUUAAAAUUUUCCUUACCCAAGGAGAUUGUACAGGCAAUUUCUUUGAAUUCCUGCAUUGGAGAAAGAACUAAUCCAAUUACUUCUCAAGGAACACCAGCCCAACUACUAAAAUAUCCCAGUUGGCUAAGUUCUCAUAAGAUGCUUUAGGCUGGGAUUUAACAGAACCAUAAGUGGACAUUGCUGAUUGGUAAAGAGAGGUUUGUAUGAUGAAAACCAGGAUACCCAUUUCAAGUAUUUUAAAUUAUAAAUGCAAGAAUAUUAUACUUUGGGAGCAAUUCUUCAAUUCUUUGAAAAAAGAGAGAACUAAAACAAUUUCUCUUUCAUCUAAUUCAGUGGUUCUCAACCUGUGGGUCGGGACCCCAUUUGGGGUCGAACUACCAUUUCAUGGGGGUCGCCAAACAACGCAGUCCGCCAUUUUUUUCCCCUUUUCCUUAGCUG
Crotalus tigris (Tiger rattlesnake) is the source of this 2169-nucleotide messenger RNA. RefSeq names its product succinate receptor 1 (gene SUCNR1). Gene Ontology annotation, biological process: G protein-coupled receptor signaling pathway. Gene Ontology annotation, cellular component: plasma membrane. The record is from RefSeq and is a predicted model, not a curated record. Lineage: Eukaryota; Metazoa; Chordata; Lepidosauria; Squamata; Viperidae. Gene Ontology annotation, molecular function: G protein-coupled receptor activity. The transcript is spliced from 3 exons. Bases 393 to 1313 code for a protein of 306 amino acids.